Messenger RNA from Cylicocyclus nassatus, 4108 nucleotides. The record is from the annotation of a GenBank genome assembly. NCBI's taxonomy places the organism in Eukaryota, Metazoa, Nematoda, Chromadorea, Rhabditida, Strongylidae.
AUUUCAAGGGUACAACAGAUUGCUCCACUCAGAUGAUCACUGAAGACGACGACUUUCGUUGGAAUGCUUUCCGAUCUCAUAAACGAGCGAAUAUCGAAAAGCUGUCACUGACACCUUGGAUGAUAACAUGUUUGCAGGCCACUAAGCUUCUUCUCUUCCUUUUCUGCAACACAUUUCUGACUGUGGGAGCAGCAAUUUCUAAAAUAUGUGUCUUAAUCCUUGCCACCAAUCUAUGGGAAAAGAGAUACACAUCAAACACAUAUGCUCGUCGAUGCAGCAGAGUUCCAGUUGAACGCACGCCAAGAGCAGUAGCAGCGAUGUACCUCAGCCUGAUGCUCAUCCAGGUCGUUCCGGACAUCCUAACUGUAGUCAGGUCCUUGGCCCGAUACUGUCGCAGCGAUAGAGCAGGAAGAAUCCGAUUUUCGUUUGUCACGCUUGAAACGCUACGCGCCUUUGGUCUGUCGCUACUUGUUUUCACCGUCUUCCCCCAGCUGGAUCUGUACAGAUGUCUAUGCCUCUGCGCAUGUUUUCCCAUAGUAACUGCUUUGCAAAGACUUAUGUCCACGAUUUCUAAUACGUUUAGGCCAGGGCGUUCAUUUGGCCGCAGGAUGUUGCUUUCGACCGCAACUCUGCCUCAUCUAAUCUUAUUUUUGCUACUUCUUAGCGCAACUUACCUCUGGAACGUUAUAGCAACGCCAUUUCAGGGUGUGUGGGUUCUUCCACUUGGUCUGUUCUCAGUUUCAAUUGGUUUUUGGGAAUCUUGGGUGGGAAAAAGACAUGCCGGCACGGUUUUUCAUGAACUGUAUCAGGUGAAAUAUGGUUUGCGCAAGCUGAACGUUUCCACUCGUAUAAUGAUAGCAAUCUCUCGAAUAUUUGUGGUGCUGACAAUCAUGUCGUACGCCGCUCGAGGCCAUGUGAAGACUUCAACAUUCCUUAGCGUGCUCACAUCGUACAGUGUAAGAUAUAGACAAACGAAAAUUCUGCUGGCUGCAUUUGUGAUAAUCUUAUUGAAUCUGAUGUUACGCGUUUGUGCUCGUUUUCUGGCCGCCAUUGGCAUGAAAGCUUUCUCUGUACUUCACCCGGUCACCAUAGUACCAGCUGUCGGCUAUGCUAUGGUCGCUUUCAUCUGCAGUAAUAAUAUAUGUGGAAUUGCAUCGUUCCUCGCUAGAAUGGGCUUGAGAUGGUGCUGUGACCAAUGGGGAAGAAACACGCGUCCAUUUGACGACUGGUACAUCUGCAUGAUUUGGCUGGCAAUAGGCGCAUAUAGAGGAUAUCAAUUUGUGCGCCAGAGAUCGUACGAUGCAUCUGAUGAAAUUCUCGACUCGAUGCCACCUGUUUCGAAUGGAUUUUGUAUAGAGCAAUCACUAGUUGUAUUCCAUAACUCACUCAGUAAAACGGAGCCGGCAUUAGACAUGGAUGACGACCAUGGUGAUCCUGCAGAUGAACUUCAUGUGCGAAAUGAUGAGGUUGAUAGAACCUUAACUCUUUACAUGUGCGCAACAAUGUGGCACGAGACAGCCACAGAGAUGGCUCAGAUGUUGAGAAGUAUCAUUAAGCUCGAUGAAGAGCAUGCGCAUCGCCUCAGUAAUAAGAAAGUGGACCAAUUGCGCUUCCGUCUGGAAGGUCACAUAUUCUUUGAUGACGCUUGGGAAGAUCAAACUGAGUUGGGGAUAACGAAGCGUGUACCCAACGACUUCUUUCACACCUUUUUUGACACGCUUAGUGAAUUGACCGGUGAGUUUGUUGAUGAAUCUGGCUCCAUGAUGUCUCGCAUUCUUGUCAACACGCCUUACGGUGGCAGAUUGGUGGUACGACUGCCAGCUGGAACGCUCUUAUUUGUCCAUAUGAAAGAUAAGAAGCUUAUAAGGAAUAAAAAGAGAUGGAGUCAGGUUAUGUAUAUGUACUAUCUGCUUGGUCAUCGGAUCAUGGAUUCACCGCUGAGUUUAGAGGAUCGUCAGCAAAUGGCUGACAACACGUUCAUCUUAGCUAUAGAUGGUGAUUCGAAGUUUGAACCGGAGGCAGUCAUCCGUCUUUUGAAUCUGAUGAACACCAAAAGUGACAUAGGAUGCGCAUGUGGAAGAAUUCAUCCUAUUGGCUCAGGAGUGAUGGUGUGGUAUCAAAAGUUCGAAUACGCCAUUGCGCAUUGGUUCCAGAAAGCUGCUGAACAUGUUUUUGGAUGUGUGCUUUGUGCUCCUGGAUGUUUUUCCUUGUUCAGAGCAUCUGCUUUGAUGGAUGACAACAUCAUGCACAAGUACACGAAGACGGCAAAUGAGCCACGUCAUUUUGUACAGUACGAUCAAGGAGAAGAUAGGUGGCUCAGUACACUCAUGUUGAAGCAGGGUUAUCGUAUCGAGUACGUCGCUGCUUCGGAUGCUGAGACUUAUGCUCCUGAAGGCUUCGAGGAAUUCUUCAAUCAGCGCCGACGAUGGACACCUUCUUCAAUAGCAAACACAAUUGAUCUACUAGCGGAUUACAAGCGUGCUUCUGAGAACAAUGACUCCAUAUCGAUGUCAUACAUCGCUUACCAAUUCCUAGUGAUUUCUUUUUCAAUGCUCGGACCAGCAAUCAUGUUUUGUAUGCUUGUUUUCGCCCAGGUGGCCGCAUUUGGGGUUGAUUCUGCUAGAAUGAUGCUAUACAACGGCGUCCCUAUUAGCUUGUUCAUCAUACUUUGCUUUACUACCGAAUCUAAUGUACAGCUUUUUUACGCAAAGUUUAUGUCAAUUGUUUAUGCUUUUGUAAUGCUUGCGGUAUUGGUGGCCACAGCAUCGCAAAUUGUAUUAGAAACUGUGAUCUCACCUACCUCGAUGUUUAUCGUGACGAUGGUCAUAGUAUUCUUCAUUGCUGCCUGUUUACAUCCAAAAGAAUUCACAAAUAUUAUCUAUGGAAUCAUAUUUUUCCUCAUGAUACCUUCGACCUAUGUAUUUCUGUCACUUUAUUCCCUAAUCAAUCUCAAUGUGAUCAACUGGGGAACCCGCGAAGCCGUUGCAAAGGCAACCGGGAAGGUCGAAACAUCUUCCACGCUUGAGCGCUGGCUCCGCCGCAUAGGUGAGGGCCCAUGGUCCGCAUUAUGUCCUACUCUUCGUGCCAGACCUGAUGAGGCACUGCAAUUAAUCGAGCGAAAGUUAGAGCGCAUGGAGCGAUCUGUCAGCAAGAUGCAGAAAGAACACGAAAAUAAAGAUGAAAUCACGGAACAUCUGAAGAAAAUUGCAAGAGAAGUGGAUGAUGCUGAGGGAACUAAUGACGUGGUUGAAAUUAGACGACCGAAUGUGGAAGCUGAGCCAGUGAGAGUCGCAGACAAAUACAUGUGGAUGGAAGGAGAUUAUCUACAGGUGUGUGAACGUGGACGUCUGAAGGCAGCUGAAGAACAGUUCUGGACUCAACUGAUUGAAGAGUACCUGAAACCUGUGCAAUCCACACCACAAGAGCAAAGCGAAAUUGCGGCUGGCCUUGCUUCCUUGCGCAAUAAUGUCGCUUUUUCAAUCAUUCUCGUAAAUGCGCUGCUAGCACUUGCAAUCUAUCUCAUCCAGAAGCACAAAAAUGUAUUGAGCAUUCGCUGGACACCGUAUAAGGACUUUAAAUGGACGAAAAUGAAUGAAAUGACUGGACAGUAUGAAGAGACCAAGGAUCCUCUCAAAAUUGAUCCGCUAGGAAUGACGAUUAUCGUGUUUCUCCUGGGUAUACUGGUUGUGCAGACCAUAGGCAUGAUAAUUCAUCGUCUGAACACGUUGAUUGGUGCUUUCCAAGAAGUCAGUCAGCUUCGUGACUUUGUUCCUGUCGUGAAGUCGAAUAGAUUGAAUGAUGAAAGAAUUUUAACUGCAGCCCGACAGAUGAUAGACACAACUUCUUAUGCAUUGAGCCAUGCUGCCGAUGGUUACACUAGACAUCGUGAACUGGAUUCUGACAAUGACACAGUGCUAUACAAAUUGCAAAGAGCACGGUUAGCCAAAAGGCUGCAACGAGCUGGAGAGAAAAAGUAGAGGGUUGGACAUUAUUUUUUCGUUCAGGAACGUUUGUUUUACUUACUCAAGUUUCAAGUUUUACCGUGAAUCUCAAAAGAAUGAGCUUUUUUAUUCAAAUUUUAUCAUUCAUUGCAUGUUAUUCUCAUAAU